GGGAAACAUAACUGCAAAUUUCAAAUUUUAUAAAAAAAAUAUUCUCAAAAAAUCUGAUAACCAAAUAACAGCAAGUCUUGCUACAGUUAUAUUACAAAAUUCCAAUGAAAAAACGAACAUUGUAACUUUUGAACUCGAGAGUGUAAAAUACAACAAAUUACGCAAGAAUUUAACAAAAUUAACAGCUGCAAGUGGAACAAUUGAAUCUCACGUUCAUAAAACCAUAGAAAAAAUGGAAAACCUGACUUUAGUUUUUGAAUAA
Messenger RNA from Dentiscutata erythropus, 262 nucleotides. The record is from the annotation of a GenBank genome assembly. Lineage: Eukaryota; Fungi; Glomeromycota; Glomeromycetes; Diversisporales; Gigasporaceae.